Molecule: messenger RNA, 5088 nt
Organism: Plasmodium inui San Antonio 1
Lineage: Eukaryota; Apicomplexa; Aconoidasida; Haemosporida; Plasmodiidae
Exons: 1
Coding region: 1-5088 (1695 amino acids)
Biological process (GO): regulation of DNA-templated transcription
Molecular function (GO): DNA-binding transcription factor activity
Source: RefSeq, a predicted model, not a curated record
AUGAACACCAACUCGACGGUCAGCCAGGAUACCACGUUCCCGAUCAAUUAUGAAGAGGAUGAAAACGACGAAGAGAAUGUUGGCCACGAGGAAGGCGGGGACGGAGAAGUUAAUAACCUCCGGAACAGCCGCGUUAAUGGCGCUGUUAAUCACGGUAUCGGAAAUGACGAGCGCGCAUUGAUGUACGGACCGGACGAGGGCUUCCCCAAGUACGUGGACAACAAGGGCCCCGUACGCAUUAUGGGCGCCACGUUCGAUGCAGCAGAGAAUGAGCACGUGGAGCACGUCGAUUCGAUGUUCUACCCCAACAGCUUAAACCCCUUCAGUUACAACCAGUUCUGCAACUUAGGCAAGAGCUACAGCAGAAGGAGCAGCUCAAAUAAUUCUAUGAACCUGUCUACUAUGAACGAUUUCGAUAACUCCCGAUCAGGUUCCAAUUGCCACAAUAUGGUAAUGCAAAAGCAGGAAAAAAAUAUGAAGCAUUUUGUCGAGAAUGGAAAGAACCCAUACUUAGAACCCACCACCAAUGGGUACACGAACCUUGCACGUAGCGCUAGUUGUAACUGGGAUAUAGUACACUCUAGAAUGAAUCGAAUGAAAAUGAAAAAUGUGCAUCUUCUGAUGGGCGUGAAUGGCAAUGAUGACACGGACAUGGGUGGUAGCAAAGAUAGCCGAAUGGGUCCAAGUGCCCGAAUUGGAAACAGCACGAACAGUAGCAGCGAAUUGGAGCACGUGAACAGAAAUCCUAGCGAGAAGUUCUCCAUGUACGUAACCACUGAACAAGGGGUAUUCCAAAAUGUUAGCUGUAAAAAUGAACAGAUCAACUACUCUGAUAUGCAAAAAGCAAAUGGGGAAGAUAUGGCUGAGUGUAAUCAAGAAGCAGAAUAUAAUCUGAACGAGUCGUAUGAUGUUAGUGUGUACAACGGGGGGAUCAAGAAAGAACAAUUGGAGAAUGACACCAGUUAUGCUAUGUACAACGCUAAGGAUGUGGAUACAAAAAUGAAGAACGACAUGAGCAGCGAGAUCGACACCAACCUUCAGAUGAAUAACUCAGAAAGUUACUCAAACGAAUUAGUGGAUAACGUGCAGAUGAGAAAUGUAGGUAGUUACGAAACUGUGCAUAGUUUUAAUGGGGAUAAUCGGCAUGUCAUAUGCAAGGGCGAAAAUAAUGUUAAGCUGAACGGAGGGAUGCCCAAUUCCAUGGAGCACCUCAGAGAAGUAAGCUACCAGAAGUGUAAAAGCUACAUGAGCAGAACGGGCGCUGCUCAUAUGUAUGACCCUAACGAGGAAAUGAAUAACUCCUGCAAUUGGGCCCCUUACCAUAUGAGAAACGAGGCGUCGAAAAACUCCUACUUUCUGCAUUCAAAUGGGAACCACUUCAGUAAUGACCUUAGCAACGGGAGGAGUUACGAUGGGGGUAAUGCUAAUGGGAUGUCCACGGAGGAAGCUAUCCGUUCAACCGCUUCUGGCCCAGCGGCGGCUGGAGCGGCGUCCGCUUCUCCAACUGUGGUCGCCGUGAUGGAGUAUAGGAACAACAUGAAUUACUUUGAAAAUGUGAAUAAGAGCAUCAUGCGCAGCCAAAACGGUUACGAUUAUAUGAACCACCAACCUGGUGCACAUAACAGCUACAACAACCAGUGGAUACACCGCAUGAGGGGUUACCCAUCUGAGGAAAAAAUACAAGUGCCUAUGAAUCUGAACGGAGGUUACAGCAACAUGAAUGGUAGUAACUACCUAAUGCCGGAUGCGAAUAAUCACCGUAAGAAGUCCAUUGUUCGUGGGUACAGUAGUGUGUACAAUACGAUCAUGUCGGCGAAAAAUGGAGAUGGUACCACUCUUACCAAUGUCAACGGGGUGAGUAACAUGAACAGGGACAACGAUCCAGUUGCUAGAACGUGCGAUAUGAACAACAUGCUCAUGAAGAAUGGACAUGACAGUAGUAACAUCUUCAACGCCAUGGACCCACAGAAUAGCCAAAACGAUCUGAGCACAUUGAAUAGCCUGCUCUCCAUUAAUGCAGACACUCCCCUAAAUCAUCUGAACAUGCUAGUCAUACCUAAGAUUAAGGGAGUCCGUUUUGACAAAUCAGGGAGGAGGUGGGUGGCUAGCUGGAGCCAAAAUGGAAACCAAAAGAGGCAGUACUUUCCUGUAAAGAAAUUUGGCCAGACGCAGGCCAAAUAUAUGGCCAUUUUUGCCAGGAUAAGGGCUGUCAAGUGCAUGCAGAAGAAACCACACGGCCCAGGGGAGAAUAAGAGAAGUCAGUGCAGGAAGAGCGUCAUGAAGGAAAAAACCAAGGCCGAAUCGAACGACGAGAACAAUGAGGAUUACGACGAGAGUAAUGAGAACCAGGAGGAUGUGGAUGGAGAAGGGGAUGAUGAUCGGGAUGUGAAUGGUGACGUGGAUCGUGAUGUCGAUUGCGAGAUGGAUGGCGAUAUGGAUGACGAGAAGGAACUCAUCAACGAGAGGGCCUUCAGCUAUGGAGAGCUCACCUGCGCCGACCAAAACGGGGGAUUCUACAACCAAGGUGUGACGAACCAAGCCCCAAACAAAUCGCGGAACGAAUCUACCCUGAAGAACUACUACGGGUACCCAGAUGGGCCAUGUGGCCUGACGAACAAUGGCAUGCCCAUUAACAACGACAGUGGCACAGGCGAUUUGAGGGUUUGUAAUUUGCAGACGUAUUUACCUGUGAAAUUAUCCGCGAAAAGUGUUGAUGAAGAGCAGGACCAAAUGGGAGAUCAUCAAGAGCGGCAAAGUGUGAAGACAAAAUAUGAACUCAAGGAUGAGCAAGUGAUGUCCUUUCAGGUGCAUGCCGGGGGAGGUGCAAAUGGAGAAUAUCCGAAUGGAGAAUACCCGAAUGGAGAAUACCCGAAUGGAGAAUACCAGAAUGGAGAAUACCAGAAUGGAGAAUACCAGAAUGGAGAUUCCCUCUUCAGUGGCGCCCACCAUGGUGAAGAAAACCCGCACGAGGCGUCUGGAACGGAGAAAAUGCACAAAUUUAAUGAGGAUUGCUACGGGGCGAAUACAAUUAGCGUAGACCCCAGUAGUGGUGAUGAUCCAUUUUGUGAAUAUAAGAUGACGGAAGAGGGGAGACAUGCACCAUCUGGUUUGGACGACGUUACAAGGCGAUGUGGACUGAACGGUGCGACGCGACAUGGUGUACUCGCGGGGGAGUCGUGUCACGAAGGUGGAGAAGCUAACCAUGGGGCGGAUGACAGGCGAGAAGAUGCAACACGAGAAGAUGCCAAGCCAGGGGAGAGUGACCGAGGAAAUUCCCACACUGACGACACGGAUGGACAACAAACGGACGGCGAGGACGCCACUGCAGACGGAGAAACCCCCCAUGGUGAUGAUUCCGAAACGGACGGAGAAUCCCCGAACGAAAUGAAGCAUGCAAUGAAGCAUGUGAUGAAGCGUACAAUGAACCGUGCAAUGAAACAUGACCAUCUCGUAAAGAAACAACAACAAGAGACGCACGAGAAGGAAAAUCAGGUCAUUUUAAUGAACGUAAAUCUGAUCGAAAUGAAAGGAAUAGUCGACAUAGAAAAGGAAAAGAAACACAGCAGCAACGAAGAGAAUCAUAUGAGGAAUCUCAUUCUAGUGGUGGAAAAACUGAAGAGGAAAAAGCUUGAAAUGUAUGGAGAUACAAGUGACCAAUUGGCAUUGAAGUUAACCAAAGAAAUCACAGAAGAGCUGACGAGAAGGUUGAAUGAAAUUAAUGAUCUAAACGAAAAUGAAAAAAUGAUGCUGUUCACGCAAUUAAAGGAAUACUACAUUAGGGAGACGAACCUAAUUUACCAUAGCAACGAGAUCAAACUAGGAAUGCGUAAAAAUGGAAAGAGCGGGGAUACAAAUGGUGAAAAGGAUAACGAUAAGGGACAGCUUCAAAUUGAAGAGGGGGGCGAACCGUGCUGUGGGUCUACCGUGCAAUGUUCUCACAAGGUGAAGAACAGAAAUGACGACGUCCCUACCAUACAGGAAGAGAAAAGGAACGGUUUUAAGAAAAGAAGCAGCAAUGGCAAGUUGAUUUCUUCGAAUAGUAGUGCUGAACCUGAUGAAGAAAUGAGCAAUAGUGGUAGCCCUAGUAACCGUAGCAGUCCUAGUAGCUACGUGAAUUUUAAAGAUGGCACUCAAGUGUAUAGCAAACAUGAUGACGUGGCGGCAGAUGCAGGCUGUGACAGAAACCUGGUAGUCAGUUGCAAGUCUCACAGCCCAUCGGAUGCUGACGCCAAUUGUACACAUUCUUCGAAUCCCCCAUUUGACACCAUCAUCAUGCCGGAGAAAAAAAGUAAGGACGAACAGGACAGUGUCGAAUGUGCAUCCGAUGGUAUGUCGAAUGUAGACAGAUUGAAAAGACAAAAAAGUGAAACAUGUUCGGACGUACUCCCUAAUAUGGACACGUCGACCCACGCGAUCAGGAUAGGAUGUUAUGACCAAUUAGACAGAAAAGGUGGCUUGGGUAACCCCUUGGUUGUGCAAAGUUACGAACAUGAUGACCAUGGGGAUUGUGGUACCGAGUUGGAAAUAAUAAACGAGGAAAUGUACGAGCGGGCAAGUGAGGAGACGCACGAACAGGCAAUCGAGGACACGUAUAAAGAGGCCAUCGAGGAGAAGUAUAAAGAGGCCAUCGAGGAGAAGUAUAAAGAGGCCAUCGAGGAGACGUAUAAAGAGGCCAUCGAGGAGACGUAUAAAGAGGCCAUCGUGGAGGCGCACGAACGGACAGAUGCGUCCACGUUGAAUGAAAACAUAUCGCAUAAUCACAUGAGCAGCUACCAUGAUAGUAAUGAAACCAUGUUCUUCCGUGACGAUGCGGAUGAUGGAAUCUCUGCCGGGGUGGCUACGUGCGAGGGGGAUGAUGCUUCUACUGGUCGAAUCGGUAACCAGGAGGUCUCGGGGAUCUCAGACGAAGUGAACCAAAAUGGAGAGCACACCGAUUGGAGCAGUGAUGAACUGCGGGGUAGCACCUGCACUAGCCGCACGGAUGAACAAACUGGGAUCGAGGAUCCACGAUGUUUCAGGAAUCAUCUGAUCGCGUCGAACAACUAUGAGCAAAGCAAUCCGUUUAGUGGAUCUGGAGACCAUUUUUGA